AUGGGCGGAAGUGAUAUCCACGACUAUGAAUCAGAUAUAAAAAACCCUCGGAAGGGUCAGUCCUGGCUAGAUGGUCGCUUUGUCGAGAAAGCAGAUCAUGCCUUUGUCCUAAAGGCCUGCAAAGCUGCGACAAUCGGUGUCAUUCUAUUCGCAAUACCCGCGUCUAUCCAGAUUCCUCAGACCAUGGCCUACGUUUUGAUAGCCCUUGGUGCUUCGUGGGCAUAUACCACUCCUCCAAUUCGACUCAAAGGACGGCCAUUCCUGGACUCAAUUUGUGCUGGAACGCUCUAUUGGUCAAUCUGGGCCAGCGGCUUUUGUUUAAGGGAUGGUGAAGGAAGCACUAGCUUACAGGGCUCGAAUCCGAGUGUUUGGAUUUUCUUCUUCUGCGCCGGCUUGCAGAUGUUUACUGCAGUUCUUGAUCAGAAGGCAGACUCUGCCGCUAGUAUUCGAACAAUAGCAACAGCCUGCGGUGAACGGAUGGCUGCCUUUUUAACGGCGAUAACCUUGUAA
Trichophyton benhamiae CBS 112371 is the source of this 510-nucleotide messenger RNA. RefSeq lists its product as uncharacterized. The coding region runs from base 1 to 510 and encodes 169 amino acids. The record is from RefSeq and is a predicted model, not a curated record. Gene Ontology annotation, molecular function: transferase activity, transferring alkyl or aryl (other than methyl) groups. NCBI's taxonomy places the organism in Eukaryota, Fungi, Ascomycota, Eurotiomycetes, Onygenales, Arthrodermataceae. Gene Ontology annotation, cellular component: membrane. The transcript has a single exon.